Messenger RNA from Malania oleifera, 2006 nucleotides. RefSeq names its product probable LRR receptor-like serine/threonine-protein kinase At1g05700. NCBI's taxonomy places the organism in Eukaryota, Viridiplantae, Streptophyta, Magnoliopsida, Santalales, Ximeniaceae. Bases 34 to 1662 code for a protein of 542 amino acids. The transcript has 8 exons. The record is from RefSeq and is a predicted model, not a curated record.
CUUCAUCCCCCAUCAUCGAUCGAUCAGCCCUCCAUGGCUAAUUGCCACCUUAUCUCAAUCUUAAUAUUGCUCUUAUUAGCCCUUCACGCUCUUUCCACUUCUGCAGCUUGGAAUGUGAGCAUAGACUGCGGAUCACCCGAUUCCUACACCGAAAACUCCUUCACCUGGAUCGGAGACGCUUUACUUAUGAACAAUGGGGAGAGCCGGGCGGUGCAGCAUACGCAGAGGGCCUUGAGUACCCUCCGGGUGUUCCCCACCCGCAAAAAGAAUUGCUACUCCAUCAACGUCACAGCUGCGGAGGAAGAGACGGUGGAUGGCAGACUGCUGCAGGUUCUGGUUCGGGCCAGCUUCUUCUACGGCAACUACGAUACAAAGUACGCCCCGCCCAUCUUCGACCUCCACUUUGACGGCAACCGCUGGACCGCCGUGGUGACUCAACUUGACGAAGUGGUUUACGAGGAAGCCAUAUAUUUUGUGAAGAGGGAUGCGGCGAUCAGCGUGUGCGUCGCGCAAACGCGGCCCGACCAGCCCGCCUUUAUAUCUGCGCUGGAAGUACGGAGUUUGGCGCCGGAGAUGUACCGGCGGGCUCAUAAUUAUUCUUCUGCUUUGAUCAACACCAGGAGGGUGGCCUUUAGUUCCUCUGCGCCGAUCGUAAGGUAUCCAGAGGAUGUAUAUGAUCGAAUUUGGCAAAGAAAAGACCCCGCCGAAGAAAAUUUGUCUCUAAAAAAUUUGGCCCACUCCGUUGACGUCGGCAUUGCAGACAACCCUCCACAGGCCGUGUUUCUAAAUGCAGUUUCCUCUGCAAACCACUCUAGUCCCAUAUCUUUAGCCACCAAUAUUCCCAAGCUCAACCAAGUACUUCCCAUAUAUGUCAACCUAUAUUUUGCUGAAGUGAAUGAGACCAUCACAAAAAAGAGAUCCUUCAAGUUUUACAUUGACAAUGAGGCCAUUGGUGACCCUAUAGUCCCAAUUUUUGGAGAGGCCACUAUGUUAAAUGUUCAGAACAAGAAUGCUUCUUCUGAAACUUCAUUUAAACUGCAGGCUACCUCGGGUAAUACCUUUCCUCCUCUCAUCAAUGCCUUGGAAGUUUUCACAGUCACACAUCCGCUGUCAAAGGGAACCAAUGCUAAAGAUGUGGAAGCACUGGCAUCUUUGCAGAGUAGAUUUGAUGCGUUAAGAGAGUGGAAUGGUGACCCAUGUCUUCCAUUACCCUAUACAUGGGACUGGCUGGAUUGUAGCUACGAUAUUCCCCCUCGAGUAACAGCACUGCAUCUCGGCGGAUAUGGACUUUCUGGGCCACUUCCAAAUUUCAGCGUCAUGGAUGCUCUUGAAAUUAUAGAUUUGCACAAUAAUAGCUUGAAUGGAGCUAUUCCUCAUUUUCUAACUACCUUACCUAAACUAAGAGAGUUGAAUUUAGCAGAUAAUGAAUUCAGUGGAGCCAUACCCUCCUUCUCGUUCAAUAAUACCAAACCCAACAUUAAUCUAUCAUUUUCCGGCAAUCCAAACUUGUGUGCUUAUGGCAAUACUAAUUGUCACGAAUUGGACGGCAGAUCUGCACCUGGGGCUUCAAAAGGUCCCUCCUUUGCCGGCACCAGAGUUUCAUGCGUGUUAUUAGCCUCUGUUUCGGCCAUAAUUCAUAUGUUCGUCCAUUUGUAUACGUGAAUGGCUUAGUGCACUUCAAAAAACAUAUAGUUCAAAUUCUUAGCCUCUUAAAUCACAACUUUACUUCUUCAUUUUUACUUUUUAAGUUAAAAAAAAAGCAAGAAAAGAGAGAUAAAUUUAUAAUUCGUUGUACGAGUAAAAAUGACAGUGGGACGGUUAUAUUCUUAGCCGGGGAGAAAAAAUUGAGGCUUUUCUAAAGGAAAAUGUUGGGUGUCACUGUACGAGAUGCAUAAAAUAGUUGCAUUUCUAAGGAUCAACACAUAUGACUAAAGAAAUUCUCAUGUCUCAUUGUACUUGUCAUGAUUUCUUUGAAUGAGAAGGCCUAAUUGAGAUUGUUAUACAAA